AUGGCUCCCAUUCCGGAGGCCUAUUUCCCGUCCCUGGACAAGUGCUUUGCUGGGGCUGCUCAGCUCUUGUCCUGGGAAAGAGUCUUUCUCUACGCUAAUGACCCUGAAGGUCAUGCUGAUGAUGACGGUCAUGUCGCGGCUUUUCUUUCACACCCCGAGAGUAUUCAGUUGCUGUCGCAAAGCCUAAACCCCUUCACUAGUCCUUCCGCGAAGUCUAAAUCCGAAUUCGAAUCCAAAACAGCGGCAAUUCACGUGGAGACCAAUUCCAAAACAUUCGAUCUAAACGAAAUCAAAUCAGACGCGGAAUGGCUUAGCCAAAAAGCAGGAGUGGAUGAAAUUACAGCCUUGCGGAUCACCGUUCUUGAAUGGCAAACUCGACCUGCGGCACGUCUGAAAUCAAGGUUCUCAAAUGAGGAGGUGACAAGUGUGCAGAGCGCAACUGGGAUCGACAAUUUCAGUGCUUCUGUUGCAAGUUCGAAUUUGGCCAAUAUCCUCAAACAAGUCGCUGGUAAUGACCAAGGCACAUCUUUUGACUCGGAAAAAAACCGACGCUUGCGACUGCGUCAUCUUUUCUUAUCGGAACGGAGUCAUAUUGUGAAAACAUUUCGCAAACUAUUGGCGCUGUCUCUACACAGUGCGCCAGAGAAAUCUAGCUCUGUAAAGAAGGAUGCAGAGAGAAGAGUUGCAUUGUGCGCAGUGGGGCUUUCACUUUUCAAAGAGAAGUCGACUGGAAAUGCCUUGAGUAAAUUUCUCGAGGAAUGCAUGACUGGAAUUCGCAAUCGCCUGGAAGAUUUAAAGGGGCAGGGCGGUUGGUUGAGCACAGAUGAAAGCAAUGAAGAGACCGAAAUUGCCUGGAGGACUGCUCUCGUCGAAGAAAUCCUUCAAAUUCUGCAACUUAUGUUCCAUCAGCUUCAUGCAUCUGCUGAGGUUCCAUCUGGUGAUCUCCUGCUGUCCUGGCUUGAUUUAAUGGCCGAACACGGCUUCUUGAGCAAACUACAAGUGUUUUGCAUGGAGCCUAAAGAAGUGAUGUUGCCACUUGAAGCCUUUGUCUCCCUUACAACCUUGGCUUUCCUGAAAUUGCACCUUGCCUUUUCCUCUAUCACAAACAGAUCGCAGCCCACAACCUUUCCCGCCGAGAAAAACCCUUAUUUUCUUUGCAAGGACAAGAUUUCGCAAAUCAACGAGAUCUUCCUUGAAGGGGCAAGCAAAUUCGCAGCAGCGGGGCCUGCAGCCUUGUCAUGGGGCUUGGUUCUAUACUCCAUUCAAGAGCUAGCUGUCGAUGAUCGAAAUGCCAGGGAAAUGGAGCAAUUCCAUAAUGCGGUAGAUUCUUUCCAGUCAAACGACAAUAGUGCACGCAUGUCUGGGGGUUCAGAACCCACUAUCUAUGAAGAACUCAUCGAUUGUGCUCGAACACCCAAGCACUCCGUCGAUGAAGCGGUAUUCAAAUUGACAAGCGAAAACAAGGAGCCAGCUCUGAGUACGAUAGUCAGUUUGGCUGUCAAUGUUGGACCAGUAUCAGCGAUUGACGAUGGCUUGACAUACCAAUGGAUGCGCCUUGCGCUUCUCGACAUUAUUCGCGUUGCAGUCCUUGUUUACGACUAUUCCGAAGAUAUUGUGGAAUCAGUGCUGGCUAUCAUCACUGGCGCUUCCAAGACGCCUUUGCUGAAGCCGGCAGACUUACUGCUCGGGGCUGCAAACGAUUUGAGUUCUGUUUUCAUUAACGACAAUACUUUGAUGGAACAUGUAUUUGGCAUCGCAAAAUCCCGAUUUCCAUACGAAACCCUUCCGUUUCUGAAACUCUGUCGUGCUUUGAUCAGCAAGCAGUCUAUCAAUGAAGAAGGCUUGCCACGCAUAUUUGAAGAUCUGGAUAGAAUGGAUACAUUUACUCAAGUCGUUCCGGAUCAAUUCCACGGAUACGAAACCAUUCGAGAAGAUGAAAAUGCCAAUUUUGUUUCACUCCGCCAAACUCUGCCCAUGUUUAAAGCAGCCACUCGCAAUCGCAUCCCCGACGUCGAAAUGAGUAGUGCUUUGAUCAUUAGAGGUUCAUCUGAGAUCCCAGCUUCUACGGUUGGUCAAGUGGUUUCGGAAAACAAGCCAGCGGUCAUCAUGUGGCAGUACCAAUAUUCAUGUUUGAGCUAUUUGGGAAGUUGGCUGGAAGAGUGGAGUGAGAGUGGUGGAUACUCCGCUGGAUGGGAUACCGAGACUGGUGCAGAAAUUAUUGGCCUGUUGGCGGAUCUUAUUGGCAACGCUCAAGAUAUUCGUAGCAAUGAUUCUCCAGGAACAAACGCCAAGAGAAUCCUUGAAAUGGCCAGUGAUGGAUUGUCUCGACAGGGAGAUAUCAUCACCGUUAUUUUCGACAUCUUUGAGAGAAACUUACAAAACAUUGGAUCCCAAGGUGACCCAGCCAGAGCAUUGGAUCCAAUUAUGGCUUGCCUUCGGUUCAUCCAGCAAUUAUUGAAGAUCCUCCCUUGUCGUGUUUGGCCAUUCUUCAGCCGCAGUAGCCUUGUUGGAUCUGACGGCAAGGGCGGAAUGAUGACAGCUAUCAUCUCAGCAGCAGAAAUGCCCUCUGGGGAGUAUUCAUUCCUCCUCGGUUGUGUAGAUCUACUGAAUGCCGCUGUCAAUGAUGCAGGAUCUCGAGCAGUUUUAAGGCGAAGCCCAGGCAGUGUUGCAGGAAAAUCGACAAUUGUGACUGACUGGAGUGCUGGCAUCCCAUCUCAUGUUAUGAGAACUAUUCUGUUGAAUUUCACUCGUACAUUGGUAGAUGUCUUCAACAGCAAUGGGAAUUGGCGAUUCAAUCUCCCAGAGCAACGAUUCGAGAUCAACGCGAAGUUAGCAAGCACUUUUGCCCAGAUUCUGCACUAUGCCUACGGAAUUAACGACAACGCAAAGCUGGAAUCUAAGAUUACCGGUGUCUUUUCCGCCUCCGCGACAUACAUCCUGGACAUGCUUCGGCCGCGCUCGGCCGCUGAUCUGCCUUUCAACCCGCUGCUCAGGUUAAUUUCCGAGGGCUUACAGGCCCCGUCUACCCUUCAUCUCCGUUAUCUUGUAUUGCUUGAGCGCCAGGUCGUCUCUGCAUUGAAUCUUUGUGUGAAGCUUGUACGGGCAUCUCGACUUGCAAGUCUGCCAGGCUCGCUUUUGGAAGAGCAGCUUUUCAAGGCUGCCCCUGUCUUGGUCAAACUGUAUGCAUCGUCGGAUUCGUCCAAGCUGCCAGUAGUCUCGCUACUUGAUGUUCUUAUAUCCAGUGCUGCUUCAAAUCCAGAAAGCGAACCUCCAUCUCUCGUCGGUCAUCUAGGAGCCGAGUCAUCUUGCUUGUUCCUUGAUGUUCUAUCACAAUUCGAUAAGCCCCUAGGUGGACAUACCUUGUUGCUAUCAAUUUGGCGGUUGCUGUCAACUUUUGUCAGCAAGCGUCAGCAGUGGCUGGCCGUCUUCAUUCUCACUGGCGCAUCUCCGCGUCAAACCUUGAAAAAGUCCAGCAAAUCUGGAGAUCCAAGCAUGAGAGGCGCGCCAUUCCUGCAAAUUGCCCUGGAUAAACUUGCCCAUAUUGAACAGGAAGACCCCGAGGUGGCCUUGGAGUUGCUUGAAUUUGUCUCGCGUGCUCAAGAAAAUUGGCCAUGGGCCACUCCACAGUUGAAGAAUCAUUCUCAAUUCCUCACCAGCAUCGUCAAUUAUGUCUCCAAAUUGAAGAUCUCAUCUCUGCCAGUGAAAGAUCAAAUCUUUGUAACGCGAAUUGCCGCUGUUGUUGCAGAUGUCUGCGCCGUUUACUUGCAUUCUGCGAAGGAAACGAAUGACCGAAGCUUCGUCAAGACCCUUAUUCCACUUGUCCAGUGGUACGCCAAAGACGCUGUGGAGGUGUCAGCUUACAAUUCUUCUCUGCAUGGAAAUCUUAAAAAGAAUUUUGAGAAACGAUACGACGGCUGCAAAAUUAUCGACUUCAAGAGGACAUCACUCGAAACCCGCACAUUAGGAAGGGACUACUAUUAUGACUUGGACAUGGGACAAAGAGUAUUGUCCUACGACUUUGCUUGGGCAGGAACCCGUGGUCAAGGCUUCUUUGAGGAGUUUGAACGAGCCAACAUCAACCUCUCGCUCGUUGAAGCACAAGUGACCCUUCUCAACAGCUGGAAAUUCUUUGCCAUUGAGCAUUGUGCCGAUUUCAUGCCAGACCGUGAAGUUCAAAAAUCAAUGGCUGUAGUCACACAGAAGUGCCUUGAAGCUAACAGUCGUGGCGUGCCCUCAGAAAGUAUCUUCGACGUCAUCCAACAAACGCGGGUAGACUUUGCACAGGCCCUCCUUCAACGAUUAGUACAGGUGGGGUCUCAUGGCUCUGAAGUAUUCGCCAUGCUGGAGGUCACAUGGAAUGCUUUGCUUUCUCGGCACUCGACCUAUGAAGAUGCUCUGAUCAGUGAUGACACCGAGUAUUACCGUUCUCUGCUCAAUAUUCUGUUUUUGGCUCUUCAAUUUCACCUAGGAGGCUCCUCUGUUGCACCUUCUGUGGCUCAAAACAAGGCUGUUCCUUCCGAUUUGACGGUCGUGGUGGAAAUUGUCAAAACCAUCGUCGCGCAGGGUUUUAAGUCACUCACUACAUACUUGCAUGAACAGCCCGAGAAAUGUACGCCCAGGGAUUUCGGUCUUAUUAUCGCUAUCCUACAGACUGCGCUGCAUGUGUCGAAGAAGGACGGCCGUCUCUACGAGUACAUCACAUACCACAUUCAGGACAAUGAUACCGCUCGCCAUGCCACUACUCUGUUCUCUUGGGCAGAUCAGCUUCUACUGGAUGGCGACCCAGUCUACGGUGAUCUCAGUUUGUCCAUUCUUGUCAAGAUGUCAACUGUGCCCAUGCUAGCUGAACAUAUUGCUGUGGAAGCAGUCUUGAUGAAAUUGUCAACAUGCCGCCUGACCAAUCUCCUUCGUCAGCCCAAGGGCUUUGGCCCCUUCGACCCGGUGCCACGACUGCACAGCAUCUGGACUGCUGGUUUCUUACCUUUAUGCUUGAAUCUCCUCUUCAACGUUGUCCGGGUUGCACCAGAGGUCGCUGCGUUCCUCAAUCAAUUUGAAGGACAGCUGACCCGCGCGGCAGAUGUUUUCUCAUCCCCGCACGCCGGUGCCACUUCUAGUCCCUCAUCCCAGUGGAUCAGUCUGAGCAUGGCUUCCGAGGCAUAUUCCCUUGCCUUGAUCUCAUACAUCCUGGAUGGGUUCCGUGAGGCAGGCCCCAGUGCUGGUUUGGAUCCUCAGUCGAUCCAGGAGUUCAAGUGGGACAAGGCUCAGGUCAAGGAUGACAUCGAGACCCUGCUCAGCCGUCGCUCAGCCCUCCGGGCUCGCAUUGCCCCAACGACCGAUAAAGAAGCUGAGUGGUCCCGCCAGAAGCCAGAAGCUGCGGGCUCUACUUCGCAAAACAGGUUAGAGGAGAAGGUUGUGGCGGAACUGAAUGCGGCAUUGACCUGUCUUGGUGGAGAUGAGGAUUCAUGA
Penicillium malachiteum is the source of this 5466-nucleotide messenger RNA. RefSeq names its product nucleoporin. The record is from RefSeq and is a predicted model, not a curated record. Bases 1 to 5466 code for a protein of 1821 amino acids. Lineage: Eukaryota; Fungi; Ascomycota; Eurotiomycetes; Eurotiales; Aspergillaceae. Gene Ontology annotation, molecular function: structural constituent of nuclear pore. Gene Ontology annotation, cellular component: nuclear pore inner ring. The transcript is spliced from 4 exons. Gene Ontology annotation, biological process: RNA export from nucleus; protein import into nucleus.